GCUGUAUCUCUUGAUUUUGAAUGGUGGAAUAUGUUUGUAAACAAUCCUGUGAAAAAACAAUUGGUGCCAGAAGUAGGUAUUAGAGAAUCUUGGUAUGUUCUCAGUGAACAAUGCGAGAAAGCAUUCCAGCGAGAUAUUUUGCUGGAAGUCAGAAUCGACAUAAGCUGCAAGGAGUCUAGAUGUUACCCCUACCCUGCCUAUCGUCUAUAUCAGUGUGGCUUCAGUCCUGGUCAGGACGCAGCCUUGAUUCAGUAUGCUUCCAGCAGUGCUAUCGAAGGCAUCGAAAGCAUCUCAAGCAUAUUCUUUGUAAUCUAACAAAGAUUUAACAGUGCAUGUAUUAUCGGAUCGAUUCACUUUUUGUCAAAAUCAUAAUAGAUUUUUGUAGACCUUAACAAAUUUGAGGGCUGUCUGCGUUAGACUCACCAUCAAGAUGGUUGGGACUAACCAUGUCCACUAAGAGGCAUCGCGGGCGAAAAUUAAGUAUAGAUAAUAAAAUAGCACAUGAAGGUCGUAAUAGAUAGGAUGAGCGCAUCUCGGCAAAACGAAGCGCGUUGCUUCAAUGAAAACUCUCCCAGGCCGCCAGUGCCAGGAGAGGAAACUGGAAGCUAUGUCAGCCGGAUCCGUCCACAGAGUCCUGCUCUGACACCAAGACGCUCUUCUUUCGCGACACUACAAGCCUCAGGCGGUGGUUGCGAUGUUUCCGCGCCGUUGGGAUUCGAGCCCGAGGGUUGUUGCGGAACCACUACCAUGGAGAGCAAUUCGCCCCCUGCUUAUGCACGGUGGGCAAGAAAUCUGCACUCCUUGUUAGAGGAUCCGGAAGGUUUACAGCUGUUCAAGAGAUACCUAAUUCAAGAAGGGCAUGUGGACCCGCUCAAUUUCUGGUUUGCUUGCGAAGGUCUCAAAGAGCAGAAGGACACGGAGAAGAUCUCGCAGUUGGUGAAGCUCAUCUAUCGGAGGUUUUUUCUCAAGUCGCAGCUAACCAUACCGGAGGAUGUGAUGAAGGAGGCGGAUCGGCGAGUUAAAGAAGGUCGCGCCGAUCAUAAGGUGUUCGACAUCGUGCAGCUGGAGGUUGAGCGGCUGAUCAACGAGACGACGUAUCCCAAUUUUCUUCAAUCUGAUGUGUACCUGCAGUAUGUUCAGUCUUGCCAGAAUCCCGAUUCCGGCGGUUGCCCGAGUUCGGGUUCGGGUAGUCGCGAGAUGUCCAUCUCCUGCGGACCCAGUUUGCUGCCCACCGUACAUGAGGACAGCGAGUACAUCAGCACCGGUUGUAUACACAUGCACAAUUCGCACUCGUCCGGCGGAACACCCGGGGAACUGAGAUUGACCAAAGAUAUGCUGAUGGCCACUCAACAGAGUAGAGCGAUGGAUCUACGACCGAGGCCAGAAGCAUACGCCGGCAUUUACUUGCAACUUGGGGCUAGUCCGUAUCACAUGCACGUAUCCAGAUUGCACGCACAAUAUUCCUCCUACAAUCCAGUAUCCAGACAGGAUUCUGAGCUUCAGAGUUUAAGCAGUGAUGCACGUACCGAGGCGGACAAUGUGUCCCUCAACGACGGAUCCGUCAGUGACGGGACGAGCAGUAGACAAAGGAGCAAGAAGCAAUACAGCAAGCAAUCUAGUAGGGCAAUUAAAGAAUCCGCGAAUAUAAAUCGCGAGUCCAUGGCACAUCACGUUGUCCCACGAACUCAGCGUAUGGCGUCCCCGAAACAGAUGUCGACGAAGCAAUUCGCGGAGAUGCUCACGCAGAAACUGGAGAUUCUGAUACGAGAGCAAAAGGCGCAAGAGAAAUUGGAAAAAUAUUUGUAUCAGGAAAAUGAUACCUCGGUCGGUAACGACGCGUCGGAGGUUUGCGGAGCUUCCAAAACUUUAGGCGAUGCGUUGAAGGAGAAGUUGUCGAUGGAGGAAGACAGUGAUCAAGCGAUUCUUGAUGAGCACGUAUCUCGUGUCUGGUCAGAUCAGACACCAUCGAGAUCUCCUAGACUCUCGCCCGAAAGAAGACGUCCCGCACACAAUUAUCCACGGCCUUAUAAGCAGAGAAAAGAGAAAGACGUCGAUUCCACGUUCUCGGUGGAUAGCGGUAAUAUCCACGACUUCCAAGAGAGUAGCGAUCUUGUUGGGGCUGGCUCUAUGAGUUCAUUAGGCUCACACCUACCUAAAUCUAAAUCUGUGCCAUCCGAUUACGCUGAUUCCCUCCACAAACAGGAUCUUUAUGUUCAAGGUCACGAUCAAAGAUUUCGAAGGUCGGACGCGACGAGACGAUCAGCCACGAAAAAAUCGAUGACAGAACUAACGGAUAGCGGAGUGAGCGUCGUCAGCGAUGGGCAGCCUUCCAUAAAUAAGGACAUUCGUUUGAUGCCUCGGUUUAAAGAAAUGGACAAAAAGGUAGAUCUGAAAUAUAGUAGCCGCCAUGGCAAGAGAUAUGGUUCUCGCAGUGGAUCCUUAGAAAGGCCAAACAGAGAGACUUGGAGCAUGGGAGUGCCUGCUCAACCGUUCGUUGCUGACCCGGGAAUGCCACCUUUGACGCCGCCACAUACGGUCAUACAAUUAGAGGAGACUUGUAGAAGAUUAAUGGAGGAAAACAAGAUACGCACCAGUUGUAAGCAACGACAUCUCAACGUUUCGAAACAGACGUACGAAUUUGUGUCGCAGAAUCAGCCAUAUGCCCAGUCCAAUCAGUCUACCUUGAGAAAACCGAAGCAGGACGAUUUUACCACUGUUGUGUUCAGUUUUUGUGAUGAGCAAUUCCCUUACAGAACCAAGAUUCCUGGUCACAACGUUACAUUAAAGCAAUUCAAAGAGUAUCUUCCGAAGAAAGGGAGCUAUCGGUACUUCUUCAAAACGGAGUGCGAAGAUUUAGAUACGAAAGUCAUACAAGAGGAGAUAACAGACGAUACUGAGGUUCUGCCAUUGUGGGAGGGCAAAGUGAUGGCGCAGGUUAAGGCGCUCGAGUAAUAGACUGAAUAAAAGAAAAGAAAAAACAAAACCGAGCACGAAAGAUGCGUAUUCUGACCAAGUGCCGCAAUAAAUAUUAUUUAAGAAAUCCGCCAUUAAGUCAGCAAGCCGACGCGCUCGGUAUUUAUACAUAUAUACAUAUUAACGCUUGUCACGCGGCCUCUUUCUCGUAAUUGCCUAAGAAAGUAGUUUUAAUCGAUGAAAAAAGAUAAAAUAUCGAGUCGAGCAAUAUCGCAUUCUGUACGCGUGAAUGUUGCAGAAAAGUAAGAAAAGAACGGCCUCACAUCACUUCUGUUGAAUAUUGGUAAAACGUCGUAAACUUUGUUCACGUUAUAAAUAUGUUAUACGUUAUAAAGAUUUAAUUUGGUUUAUUUUCUGCUAAAAUAUUUUCAAUAAAAUCAUGUCGUAAAAUCGUUUAUUGUGCAAAAUCCUCGACAUUACUUCAAGAAUGAUUCUCAAUUAUUUCAUCAGAGAGAUGUUGGAUUGUUUAGUUUUACUGACAAAAGCAGUAAAACUAAAUAUUCACUAGGUUGAAUUGUAAAACCAAAAAUUAGAUCGAAGUAAGACAGAACCGUGCUUUUCUCUCAUUCUUCGUUUUUGAUUGUUUAAAUAAAUGUAAAACAUUUUUACAUUUAUUACAAUGUAAAACAUUUUUACAUUUGUUAUGAUAUAUAUUUUCGUAUCUAUUCAAGCCAGAAGAAGAGACGUUCUUUUUUUUUCUUAAAUUCAUUAAUUUGUCAACGAAUUUAUAUCGAAUUUACAUGGCGGAUAGCUCGCGCGACUGCGCUUUAUUGUACAUAAUUAGUUUGUAACUAAUGAUGAUGAUGCUAUGCAUUUUUAUGUCGGUACGGGUUUUGCCAGAUGAAAUUAUUAAUAUAAUUUUGCCUGACACGGAAAUCACCACUUUCACGGGAUAGUUUGGGCAAGAGCGGCAACAAUAUGUCGAAAUAGCGAAGAUAUUGUGACAGAUUAAAUAAUUUCUUCCUCUCGAAGACUUCCCAUAAUUUUCCAAACGACUGUACAAAGGUUCGCGUAGUUGAUCGCCUUAAUAAGGUCAUAGGCACUAGACAUUACAUAGGAGAGAAUAAUUAUUCAAGUGCUAUAAAGUUAGCACCUAAAAAAAUAUAUUACGUAUAUUCUAUGUAAAUAUGAAACGAUGUCUUAUGUAGAUAAUAUACGUAAUGUAUUUUACGUAUGUGCGAUACAACAUGAAAUUGAAAACAAAUCACGAAUCAUGUUUUUUCUCCCCGUUGUGCCACUUAUUGUUACCGUUGCAUCACCGUCAUCCAUUUCGGCAUUGUGAAAUAAGUUCACCAUGCGUAGCCUAAUACACGGCGAUAUUUAUAAUAUACGUCAACAUGCAGUUGGCAUGGAGACGAUGAAGAAAAGAAGAAAAGAAAAAUCAUUAGCGUUUAGAUUGUAAUAAUGUUUGUAUCAGGUGCGGAAAUAUGUGCCUUUUUAGUGCGGUAAGAUCGAGAUAAGUCUAAGAGAGAGAAGGUUAAAAAAUAUUUAUAAAUUGCAGUACGGGGGCCCAAUCCUGAUAGGAAGACGAUUUAUGUAAAUUGAUCGGAUAUUAAAACCCAUAUUAUUAUCGGCGAGAACAUCAAGUUCUCCUUUUUCUUUAUUUUUAAUCGUCUUCCUGGUCUAUCAAAAUCGAUUAUAGCUUUGUUUAACUCUCAAUCAUACUGUUCUUCAAUUAUUCAAAUUCUAAUCUUUACACACGUGAAGUCGUGCAAAGGAUUUGUAGAUUCUCGCGUUGAAAUGUUCGAUUGUAUAUUCUGAUAGAAAUUACAGUAGUGUAAAAGUGUACUUCAUCUAUCAUACAUCUCUCGAUUUGCAAAAGAAAAGUAUUGUAUAAAAAUUAAAUCUUAUAUAGAAGAAAAGAAGAAGAAUAAAAGUCGGAAUCAAAGAGAUUAAAUUAUAAUACACUACAGUACAAUGUAAAUCCGUGAAAAAUGCCGUUUUAUGGGAUGGCCCUUGAUCAAUGGUUCGACUUUAUAAUUUGCCGGAUCUCGCUUUCUAUGCGUGAUCCCCGUGGAAAAUUCAUUCAAGAAGAAACAGAAACGAUAUAUUCUGUUUAUUUAAGAGUAAAUAAUUGAUGAGCGUUUAUUUGAAAACUCGAUUGUAUCUCCUCAAGCUCGUCGCUAUCGAAGACGCGAUCGAUAACAAUUUUUAAUUGUACGUAAUUGAACAUUAUAUCACGAACGUUAAAGUGUUCCUGUACCUAAUUAAUUAAUAACGAUUAUUAUUGUAUAUCAAAAAUAUUGAGAAUAAUAACGCGAUUUUCACUGGAUCAAACAAAA
Molecule: messenger RNA, 5255 nt
Organism: Pogonomyrmex barbatus (red harvester ant)
Lineage: Eukaryota; Metazoa; Arthropoda; Insecta; Hymenoptera; Formicidae
Gene: Axn
Product: protein axin
Biological process (GO): negative regulation of canonical Wnt signaling pathway; cell development; positive regulation of protein kinase activity
Cellular component (GO): nucleus; beta-catenin destruction complex; plasma membrane
Molecular function (GO): protein kinase binding; molecular adaptor activity; ubiquitin protein ligase binding
Source: RefSeq, a predicted model, not a curated record